AAUUCUGUGCAACAUUUGUUUCAGUUGAACUUUCUAUCAAGUCUCUGAAAUUAGAGCAUAAAAUCACUUACUGACAGGAGCUGUCACUAAUAUCUGCACGAGCAGACUUUGAUCUUUCAGUUAAAAGCUACUGGAGUUUCUUUUCUUCACAUCAGUUACUUAAGAUGUCGAUUAUUAAUGAAAUAUCCUGGGUUGUGAUUACUCAUUUUUUAACCUUCUUUUAUACGUGUUUUGCAAUAGGGAGACUGAUACUAUCUUUCAUCACAAACCCGUUCAGUAUUUUCGGCAUAUUCAACUUCUGGCGGGGUCCAAUCUUUAAAGCUCCUCCACCUCAAUGGAAUGAUGAAGAACUCGGGACCCACGGGUUUCUGUCACUCAGUAAUGCUAAAGUCCACUAUGUUUGUAAAGGAGAUAAAAAUAAGCCCUUGAUGCUUUUCAUCCAUGGUUUCCCAGAAUGUUGGUAUUCCUGGCGCUAUCAAAUAGUUGAGUUCAGUAAAAAUUACAGAGUUGUUGCUUUUGAUCAAAGAGGCUAUUCACUCUCUUCCAAAUUUUAUGACAAGAAGGAUUUCACAUUUGAAAAACUGUCUGCUGAUGUGUCUGAAGUUAUUCAAACACUUGGUUACAAAGAUUGUGUGCUUGUCGGCCAUGAUUGGGGAGCUCUAGUAGCAUGGAGUACAGCUAUUAAUUAUCCUCAUUUGGUUUCCAAAUUAGUCAUUAUGAACUGCCCACAUCCAACAGUCCUUUCAAAGCAUAUUUGGAACCAUUUCUCUCAACUUAGAAAAUCAUGGUAUAUAUUUUUCUUCCAAAUGCCAUAUAUCCCAGAAUGGAUGUACUCACUCAACAAAUUUGAGGCUUUAUCUAAAAUUUUCAACAGUCGUGUUGGAGUCAGAAGUGAAAAUAUGACAAAGGAUGAUAUUGAUGUUUACAGAUAUGCAUUUUCUCAGCCAGGAGCAAUCACAGGACCCAUCAACUAUUACAGAGCAAAUUUUCUCAAUAGACAGGACAAACUACGUACAAACAUUCUGAAAAUGCCUGUACUUAUUAUUUGGGGAAAGCAAGAUGCCUUCCUCAAUCAUGAGAUGGCUGCAGAAUGUGGCAAAUAUGUUAAUAAUCUUUUGAUAAAAUACAUUGAAGAUGCUACACAUUUUGUUCAACUGGAUCGACCAGAAAUUGUGAAUAGCCUUGUGUGGCAAUUUCUUAAAUAGUUGACAAAGUAUAGUUCCUUCUAGUACUGAUUAAUCACGUGUAUACUUACAAAAAUGACUUGUCUUGUAACUUACCUGGAUAUCAUUUAUCCCAUGGAAGGAAUGUGAAAUAACUCCAGCUGAGAAGUGAAACCUGCCCAAGGUCUCUGCAUGUUAGGUUACUAUUUUGUACUCUGUACCAUUCAACAAUAUUCUAUAAAUAAUUUUAUGUGUAAUUGACUGACUGGUUAUCAAUGUAGGUUGAAGGAACAUCUUUUUAUCAGUCUGUUUUCUAAUGUAUAAAUAUUCAAAUAUUAUAAAGAUAAGUUCUAUGUAAGCCAUGUCCAUGACCUAACACUUUAUUUCUGACUGAGGUCAGUAUUAUGUCAUUUAUGUUGCUAAUACUCUUAUUGUUACAGUAAAAUAAAUUUAAGAAUAUAAUUAAUUUUAUCAUGAUUUCAAU
Molecule: messenger RNA, 1647 nt
Organism: Octopus bimaculoides (California two-spot octopus)
Lineage: Eukaryota; Metazoa; Mollusca; Cephalopoda; Octopoda; Octopodidae
Product: epoxide hydrolase 4
Molecular function (GO): catalytic activity
Source: RefSeq, a predicted model, not a curated record